Messenger RNA from Heterobasidion irregulare TC 32-1, 1488 nucleotides. RefSeq lists its product as uncharacterized. NCBI's taxonomy places the organism in Eukaryota, Fungi, Basidiomycota, Agaricomycetes, Russulales, Bondarzewiaceae. The record is from RefSeq and is a predicted model, not a curated record. The annotation marks the transcript as partial. The transcript is spliced from 2 exons.
AUUUUUGACUUGGACGAAUUUACAGAGAACGUCUUCGAAGAUAUUCGACAUGGUGUGCCUAUCGUCGGCUCCGACUACUCUUCCGGCUCGUAUGUUGUCGAUCCUUUCCAUGGUGCCGACGGGCUUGUCGGCCAGCACCCUUCUCAAAGCUCCUCCCUCCCCUCGGCUACGCCGAGCGCCACAACUUCCGCGAUGAUGUUUUACUCAGAAUUGCCAGAUGAGGAUAAGCGUCCUGCCUGGGAUACCAUUGUUCCUCAAAACUUUCAGCGGAGUAAGUCACCAGAAACUGACUCCACCUCACACAUGACUGUGGACAAUGUGUUGGUGCCACCACCGACCAUCGUUCGCGGAAACAGGAGGAUGGAAGAGUACAGUUACAAUUUGCACGCUCUCGAACAUGCAACAGUAGAUGGCCUGGAUGCGAUUGGAGGGACUCCUUCAUUUCCCUACCCGCAAUCAGUAUCCACUGGCAUCCGCGAAGUCGAUUACACCGAGGACAAUGCCCUCAAACACAAUAACAAUUCAACAGGAGCGUCUGACUUUGUGGAAAAUUUCCCCAUCGUCGGCUUAGUUCCAGUCGCUGAACAGUCAUCUGUCCAAGGGCUCUGGCCCAUGAUGACAUCGAACGCGGCCUCACAGAGGCAUCCUACACAGACGCCAUUUAUGGCUGCUGAGUACAACAGCCAAUUCUUCCCCUUUCCUCUCGGCGGACAGCCACCAAACGUGGCGCCGGAGACCCUGCACCAAUUCAGGUCGGCACCCGAUACGACGACGGGGUAUGGCCUUGAUUCCUUCACUCAGCCGUCCUUCAUCGGCGAGCUUUUCACUCCGAGACCAUCGCAAGCGCUGUCAUGGCCAGCCACUCAACAGGCCCCCUCGUAUCACACUCAGGCUCAUCGCGAAUUCGAGCCGUUUCACGCUCCAGGCCCAUCAUCAUCCCAGAGUCCCUUGAUGCCUUGGCCGUUCGGCGCUGCGGGGGGGAAUGCCUUCGCAUCGGGUCCGACACCUUCCGCCAGCACUAGGUAUGAUGGCGUUCCAUCCUUCGUCUCUGCAGCCGAGCAGGCCUUUAACCAAGGCUUAUGGAUGCCCAGUCAGGCGUCUCAGACCAGAGCGACCUAUCCCCAACCCCUCCCCAUUCCAGUCGCUGAACCGUCAUUCGGCGUCGCCUCGCAGGGACCGAGCUCGUCCUCUUCAGUGCUUGAGCCAUCGAAUGCCGCCCCGACGAUGGGAAAGAACUAUCAGACACCGUAUUUGCUGGCCAAGGUCAAGUGCCACCUUUGCGAAAAAGGCUUCAACAGAGGAUCCGAGCUCCACGACCACUGGAGAACGAACAAACACCGCCUGCGAGAGCUCCAAGCGGAGAACCCAGGAGUUGUGGUGACCGUGGCAGACUUAAUUCCAAACUGCUUCUGCCCGUCGUGUGGCAAAGGGUACACAACCCCGUACAUUGUGACGCGACACUUGAAGACGUGUAGAGGCCGGAUCUAA